UACGUGUUUCCGGUUCCACAGGUUUCAGAGGUGGUCGAACUUCUCACUGCGUCAGAACUCCUCAACUUUUCCCUUAAUCUUCCACGGUUUCUUAGUAGUAUUUCCUAUAGUUUAGGGAUUUUUUUGUGUGUGUCUGUGCCAUCAAUCGACCUCUUAAAAGGUUGUUGCUGAGAUCCAAUAAAUUAUGAACAGUUUAUGACAGAAGAGAGUGGAGAAACUCUUGUUUAGGUGAAGAAAGCUGAAGGUUGGGAUGAUUUGUCCGCUUGGUCAUUGACAGGGUUAAGGAAAUCGAAGAGAGCUCCAUUAUGUGGACAGAAAAACAAAGAGGACUCAGAGUUUCUCAGGAGGAGCUGCUUUGUAAGAACGCCUGUGGGUAUUACGGAAACCCAGCCUGGAAAGGCUUCUGCUCCAAGUGCUGGAGAGAAAGAUCACGUCCACCUGGAUCGCAAAGACAAGACACAAGACCCAGCAGUGAUGGCGUGCCCCCCACGUUCUCCAAGUUCGAGGAGAAGAAAAACAUCGAGAAGGGGAGACGGAUAAACACUGUGAGGAGGCUGUUCUGGGGCAGCUCUUCACCUCCGAAAGCUCAAGAGACCUCAGAAAGUCACGCAAAGAUCUUAAAAGCCUACGAGAGCCUUGAGCCCGGCGACUUCACGGGUUUUCUAAAGAUCCUCCGGAGUCCAUCGUCUCAGCGUCUGCAGUCCCGCUGCACAGCUUUCCUCAACACAAUGGAGGCGUAUCAUGAUCUGCCGAUACAGAAGCAGUCGGACCUUGUGCAGGAUUUCUAUCAGUCUUUUGCUGAAUAUUUUCGAAGUUUUCCCGAGGCGCAGGUCACUCAGAUAAUGGAGCACGUAGAGAAGCUCAUAAUGACUCGGUUGCACAAAUGGGUUUUCUGCCACGACAGCUGCGACGACGAACAGAAGGACCUGGCUCUCCAGCGGCGAAUACGCUCCUUAAACUGGGUCACACCACAGAUGCUGAGUGUACCUUUCCCAGAUGAAAAGACUCCAGUCUCAGGCGACCCCUUCCUGCCUGCCAUAACAGCCAUAAUAGAGAUGGAUGCCAAGCGAGCGCCGCAGGACAAGCUUGCUUGUGUGUCCAAAUGCAGUCAGCACAUCUUUGAAGCGCUCUCCACCUCCAACAACGAGCCCGCUAAUGCCGAUGACUUCCUCACCAGCCUGGUGUAUGUGGUGCUGAAAGCCAACCCGCCUCGCCUCCACUCUAACAUGCAGUACAUGAUUCGCUUCGGUCUCCCUCACAGCCUCAUGGCCGGAGAGAGCGGCUACUACUUCACGAACCUGUCCUGUGCGGUGGCCUUCAUCGAAAAGCUGGAUGGAGCAGCGCUCAACCUCAGCGCAGAGGAGUUCGAUGGCUACAUGCGAGGUCAGCGUGCUCCUUCUGCGUUGACCAAGAGGCAGCAGCUGGCCGGUAACACGCAGAAGCUGUUGGAAGAGCUGCAAGGAAGGCAGCAGAGGCUGCACCAAGAUGUGGAUGCUCUCAACACGCAGCUGCAGAAGUGGGUCCAGGUAGUUAAUUCACAGCUGGACGAGGCAACGAGCCAGUUCGACAAAGUACAGAAGGCGAUAACGGCUCAGGCUGAGGCCUCCCAGGUGGUUUCCUCCUCAGCUCAGGAAGGAUCCCAGCUAAGGGUGGACCAACAGCAGCCUAACGGUGACAGUGAAGCUCCAGAAGAAACACUCUGUUAGCUCAGGUACCAGAAACCCCAGGUGUGGUGCUUAAUGAUCAGCACUAACAGACAUAAAUAUAUAUAAAUAUAUAUAUAUAUAUGGACGAAUGAGACCUACAUUCCACUGAGAGAUUUGCACUAGUUUCAAACCAGAGAGGCGCUUUAUAAGAUGAAGGAAAACCUCCAGGUGGAAACUAAAGGCGUGUUUGUCCCGAGGCCUCUAUGAAGGGCUUAAAUACCUUUAUCGAAUUAUUUUAACUUAAAUUAUUACACAUUCCAGUUUAGUUUAAAAGAUAUACUAACAUAUAGACACUUUCUCAUACAACACUUAAAGGUGCUGAGCACAAAAUAUCUUCCCUUACAUUUGUAUACCGCUAUGACUUUAUGGUGACAGGUCAAAAUGUGAACUAGUGUCGACCACUACAAGUUUACAAGGGGGUGUUUGUGACGGCGUCUCUCAGAGCUGUCUAACUUAUAAAACGAUUCCUUCUCCGGUUUUGUGUGACACAAUUUGUAACAUGUUUCCAGCUGUGAUAGUGUUCAAGAAAGAUGUUUACAGUUAAAGGAUUUAUGA
Messenger RNA from Fundulus heteroclitus (mummichog), 2261 nucleotides. Its product is annotated as rab5 GDP/GTP exchange factor. The transcript is spliced from 9 exons. Gene Ontology annotation, cellular component: endocytic vesicle; cytosol. Gene Ontology annotation, biological process: vesicle-mediated transport. The coding region runs from base 306 to 1706 and encodes 466 amino acids. Gene Ontology annotation, molecular function: zinc ion binding; DNA binding; guanyl-nucleotide exchange factor activity. NCBI's taxonomy places the organism in Eukaryota, Metazoa, Chordata, Actinopteri, Cyprinodontiformes, Fundulidae. The record is from RefSeq and is a predicted model, not a curated record.